GGGCCUGGGCUGGGGGCCGGGCCUGGGCCUGGGGUUGGGCCCGCGGCGAGCCAGACCUUAGGGAGCAAGUGGGGUAGAGUGGGGCGGGGCAGGGCCGAGCUGGAAAUGGGGCGCUGCAGGGCUGGGAACCGACCCUGAGCUCGUCUUGCGUGGGGAGAGCCGAGUUCAGAGGGCGCGGGAGGCGGAGACGUGAAGUCAGGGCUGAGUGGGCGGAAAAGAGCCUGGGCUGAGGUGAGGCCCAGAAGCGGGUAUUGACAGAUGGAGCUGGCAUCCGAGGAACACACUUGGGACGGAACACAUUUUCGUAAUGUCAGGCUGCUGCAACUUGUCCAAUUCCUCUUGGUUUGUCUUUCGGAGGCAGCCCUGAGUCCCUCACUGCCUCACCACAUUGCAUUGCCUGAUUACCUCAGGUCCCGGUGGUGCUCCGAUUUCCUCUUUGUCCAGCCCUGGGACUCCUUCCCUGUGGCUGCUACUCUUAAUGAGAAACGAUGUGACACAAGUGAAGACAUGGCCACCAGUCACCCAGCAGGACACGUGCAACUGCCCCGAGCUGAUGCCAUACGUUCACGUCUCAUUGAUACUUUCUCUCUCAUCGAGCAUCUGCAAGGCUUGAGCCAAGCUGUGCCACGACACACUAUCCGAGAGAUACUUGAUCCUUCCGGUCAGAAGAAGCUUAUGUUGGGAGAUCAACACCAGCUUGUGCGCUUCUCCAUAAAGCCUCGACAUGUAGAACGUAUUACACGUGGCCGGAGACUGAUGAGCAGGCUUCAUGUGCGCUACAGUCAGAGGCCACCUCUUUCCUUGUGGGCUGGAUGGGUCCUUGAGUGCCCUCUCUUCACAAACUUCAUCAUCUUUCUCAUCUUUUUGAAUACAAUCGUACUGAUGGUUGAAAUAGAAUUACUUGAAUCCUCAAAUACCAAACUGUGGUCACUGAAGCUGAGUCUGGAGGUGGCAGCUUGGUUCAUCUUGCUUAUUUUCAUCUUGGAGAUCCUUCUUAUGUGGAUAUCCAGCUUUUUCCUCUUCUGGAAGAAUGCUUGGAAUGUAUUUGACUUUGUUGUCACCAUAUUGUCCCUGCUUCCUGAGGUUGUGGUGCUGGUAGGGGUAACAGGCCAGUCUGUGUGGCUCCAGUUGCUAAGGAUAUGCCGGGUGCUAAGAUCUCUCAAACUCUUUGCACGAUUCCGUCAAAUUCGAGUCAUUAUUUUGGCCCUGGUGAGGGCCCUCAAGAGUAUGACCUUCCUCUUGAUGUUGCUGCUCAUCUUCUUCUACAUUUUUGCUGUGACUGGUGUCUACUUCUUUGAGGACUACACCCGUUCAACUCGCCACGACCUGGAGUACCACAUGUUCUUCUCGGACCUUCUGAAUUCCCUGGUGACAGUAUUCAUCCUCUUCACCAUGGACCAUUGGUAUGCAUUGCUUCAGGAUACCUGGAAGGUGCCUGAAGUCAGCCGUACCUUCAGCAGCAUCUAUGUCAUCCUUUGGUUGUUACUUGGUUCCAUUAUCUUUCGAAAUAUCAUAGUAGCCAUGAUGGUUACUAACUUCCAGAAUAUCAGGAAUGAGCUGAACGAGGAGAUGACACAUUUGGAGGUUCAACAUAAAGCUGACAUAUUCAAGCGACAGAUUAUCCAGAGGAGACAAAACCUGUCCCCUGAGGCACUGAGGUCAAGCCUUAGCAAAAUGGAUGCCAGAGAUGCCAGUCAACAAAGGGAAUCUUUGGAGUUAUCAACAGCUUUUGAAGAAGAGUCUAAACACAGUGCUGAUGAAGAGGGUUCAAGGGCAUCUGUAUCGAAAACAAAAGAGUCCUUGUCAAAAAUGAAAAAGUCUGCCUCUUCUUCCUCCUCUUCCUCCUCCUCCUCCUCUUAUUCUUCCUCCUCGUCUUCAUCUUCCCUCAAUUCCUCCUCUUCUUCUGACUCCAGAUAUUUAGACUCCAUUGGUCAGUUGGACUGGGAGACUCAUGUGCACCAGAAUCUGCCUGGGUUAAUGGAAAUGGAUCAGGAUGAUCGUGUUGUUUGGCCUAGAGAUUCACUCUUCCGAUAUUUUGAGUUGCUAGAAAAGCUUCAGUACAACCUAGAGGAGCGUAAACGGUUGCAGGAGUUUGCAGUGCAGGCACUGAUGAACUUUGAAGACAAAUAAAGCUGACAAUGGAUGGCUUCGAUUUCUUUGGCAAAAGUUAAUGAAAGAAAUAGUUGGGAAUGGAGAAUUCUGAGUACAAAUGUCUAAUAAAUACUGUUGAUAACUGCUUA
Molecule: messenger RNA, 2240 nt
Organism: Acinonyx jubatus (cheetah)
Lineage: Eukaryota; Metazoa; Chordata; Mammalia; Carnivora; Felidae
Gene: CATSPER2
Product: cation channel sperm associated 2
Exons: 13
Coding region: 259-2130 (623 amino acids)
Biological process (GO): sperm capacitation; transmembrane transport; flagellated sperm motility
Cellular component (GO): CatSper complex; membrane
Molecular function (GO): calcium-activated cation channel activity
Source: RefSeq, a predicted model, not a curated record